ACCAGUUGAAAGAGCAUCGCCGUAGUUCAGCUUUAUGAUUACUGUAGGUAGAUAGGGGGCCCAGCCACGUGGCUCUCUCUGUUCCGUCUUCUGAUCUCGUCAAUACCUCGAAAUAAUUUGCAAAAAAAUAAAAUUUUUCUCGAAAUAAUAUUGACGAGUUCGCAGAGGACAGCGGGGAGUAACAGACAGAGAGAAAGAGAGCCAGUUUCAGUGAUCGAUCCAUUCGAAUAUGGUUGUGUGAUACGGGAGUGUUUGGUGCAUAGCAAUUAACGAUUUAGCAAUGAAAGGUGCUUUUUCGGUGCCCGGAGAUUACAUCCACUUCAAGUCUCUGGUCCCUCUUCAUAAGAUCCCCAUUGGCAUAAAGCAAUGGCGAUAUUAUGAUUUUGGUCCAAAGGUGGUACCUCCUCUUAUUUGUCUUCCUGGAACAGCAGGGACAGCAGAUGUAUAUUACAAACAAAUCAUGUCAUUGUCCAUGAAGGGUUACCGGGUGAUUUCUGUUGAUAUUCCACGAGUUUGGAAUCAUCAUGAGUGGAUUCAAGCAUUUGAGAAGUUCUUGGAUGCUAUUGAUGUUCAUCAUAUACAUCUAUAUGGUACGUCCCUUGGGGGCUUCUUAGCACAACUCUUUGCUCAGCAUCGUCCAAGACGAGUUCGGUCAUUGAUACUAUCCAAUUCUUUUCUGGAUACACGCAGUUUCUCUACUGCAAUGCCAUGGGCGCCCAUUGUCAGUUGGACCCCUUCUUUUUUGCUGAAACGAUACGUCUUAACAGGAAUUCGUGAUGGUCCCCAUGAACCAUUCAUUGCUGAUUCUGUGGACUUUGUUGUUUCUCAGGUUGAAACACUCUCAAAGGACGACUUGGCCUCAAGGUUAACUUUGACAGUUGAUACUGCUGCGGUUGGACCUCUUCUGCUUUCAGAUUCUUUUAUAACUAUAAUGGAUACAAACGACUACUGUGCAAUUCCACAACUACUCAAAGAUGAACUGGGCGAGAGGUAUCCUGGUGCAAGGCGAGCAUAUUUGAAAACUGGGGGAGAUUUUCCAUUUCUUUCUCGUCCAGAUGAAGUUAACUUACAUCUUCAGCUGCACCUGAGACGGGUUGGUGUAGAAGCUCGGGCUGAUUUGGUCCAAGGCAUCUCAAAGGGAGGUAGUGGUGGAAGUCAUAGUGAAGAGAAUGAUGGAAGAGAAGAUCCUAAUGAUCCACCCAAGGAUGAUGGGGAACCUUCUGAAGGUCGUUCCACAGAUGGUCAGCUGCAUCUAGCUCCAGAAAGUUCAGAAUCCCAUAGUUUAGAUGAACGACUCAGCCAUGCGAUAGCCAGCCACUUGGUUAAUGAAGAUCUGGCGGUGCUUUUCUUACCUCAUGUGCGGGAGAUUUUCUUUCUAUAUUUACUUCCUCUUUAUUUGGGGUCAUUGUACAUUACUCUGAACUAUUACUGGAAAGUCAAACAAGAAGUGUAAAAUGAAAUGUUCGGACAUUUUUUUGCUGUAUAAGCUUAUACCGGCAGUUCUUGUGUGUUCCUAGGAUCUGUAUUCUAUUACAUAUUUGGCAUUUGGGAGUGA
Molecule: messenger RNA, 1555 nt
Organism: Juglans regia (Persian walnut)
Lineage: Eukaryota; Viridiplantae; Streptophyta; Magnoliopsida; Fagales; Juglandaceae
Product: maspardin
Exons: 8
Coding region: 281-1453 (390 amino acids)
Source: RefSeq, a predicted model, not a curated record